Molecule: messenger RNA, 877 nt
Organism: Castor canadensis (American beaver)
Lineage: Eukaryota; Metazoa; Chordata; Mammalia; Rodentia; Castoridae
Source: RefSeq, a predicted model, not a curated record
GGGAAAUUGGGGGCGAAAGCCUGAGACUAGCCACAGAGUUUGGCUUGUUAUAGAGCUCUCCACCUGAGACCGUGCAAAUCUGAGCACGGAGUGUUUUAGGUCACUGCUGACUGGAUGUCUCAGCCUGGCGAUAGCCAGGUUAUUUAGGACACCUCUCCACGGUUGAUUACCCGGACGUCGAACCCAGACUAUGAACUCCCGACCAUUCUUUCUCCUCUUCGCGGACUUGGCGGUUGUACUCGGCUUCUGUAGAUAACCCUCCCAUCUCCCGGCGUGUCCAGGACCUCGGUGUAAAUGAAGGUCUUUCUGAUGACUGAGCUGUUUCUCAGGACCUUUCAGCUCCUCAAACAUUACUGAUCUAUGAAAUGGCAGAGAAUGGAAAAAAUUGUGACCAGAGACGUGUAGCAAUGAACAAGGAACAACAUAAUGGAAAUUUCACAGACCCUUCUUCAAUGAAUGAAAAGAAGAGGAGGGAUCGGGAAGAAAGACAGAAUAUUGUCCUGUGGAGACACCCUCUCAUUACCUUGCAGUAUUUUUCUCUGGAAACCCUUGUAAUCUUGAAGGAAUGGACCUCAAAAUUAUGGCAUCGUCAAAGCAUUGUGGUGUCUUUUUUGCUGCUGCUUGCUGUGCUUAUAGCUACGUAUUAUGUUGAAGGAGCACAUCAACAGUAUGUGCAACGUAUAGAGAAACAAUUUCUUUUGUAUGCCUACUGGAUAGGCUUGGGAAUUUUAUCCUCUGUUGGGCUGGGAACAGGGCUGCACACCUUUCUGCUUUAUCUGGUAAGAAUAAAUUUAAUGAGCAAAAAUGAAAGAUUUUCUUUUUAUUGGUGCUUUUUCUUCAGAAGUUAAAAUUCUAAGAUUUGAAUUUAAAUAACCUU